AGUGCAUGCUUCAGAUACAAAGGUUGAAGACCGUUAGAUCUCUGACGCCUUGGAUCCAAUAUGGCAGGUUAGUGUUUGUUAGCGCACUAUAAUCUUAGUUCCUGCGUGUUGUCAUAUGGGAUUCAGAUCCUUCGAACGAAGGAAGGUAAAAUUUUCAUGCACAAUCUUAAUCCCCUGAAAAUACACGAAAUAAAUCGGCGAUCGAAUUUGAAAACUAAUAACUAUUGCAUGAAGCUGGGUAUGCUUGCCUUCGACGCAGAACUCACUUCUAAUGCAAAUAUGCAGCUUUGGCAUUACCUAGCACCAACUUGCUAAGACAGAGGGAGCCUGGGAUCAUAAUCAUUGCAUGCACUCCGCAAUCUUUGAUUAAUAUCACCAAUAUGAAGGUUCUGCUACUUAACGAGGCGUAUACACUGAUGUAUACGAGAUCUUAAUAAUUCAUCGCAAUAUAAGAAGCCGAGUUGAACGAGUAAUAAUACAAUUAUUAGAUUAUCCGUCCAAGCCCAAAACAUGCUUUUUUCUUACUUACUUCUAUGUACAAUUCUCUUCUUCAAAACAUUUUCCUGUUCUUUGGCAGACAUUUUUCAUAACGCAGUUGUCAUUACUCAAGUGGUAUUUACGUAUUAUUGCUAUGUUUUUGAGGCAGUAUUUGUACUAUUUCUCCUCAUAACACGUGAUGGCAUGAAGGUUUGAUUUCGGCCUGCGUUGUCAAAAAACUUUUCAGGAUUUUGAGUUUUUCUUUGACGUCAAUCAAACCGUUAACGUAGCAUCCAAUCCUUGCUUGUCAAAUAAAGGCGGCAAUAAGGAGCAUAAAUAAAUAAAAAUAAAAACAAAUCUUGGCGGGAACUUACCGAUUCGUUUUCACCCUUCCAUAUCUGUGUUUCUUCCGGAUUUAGAAGCUCUAUAGAAACAAUUUCAACUUGCGAAUCUUAAUUUGCCAUGUUUCCUUAAGCAGGUAAAAAAAUUGAGAGCUAUGAUGAUGUUCGAUGUGUGUGAACAACUUGUUCCAGUUCGUUGCCGUCGUUGUUCAUAAUAUACCCACACGAAACUGCUAUCCGGCAUAGUGUAAACAUAGCAUAAGGUUUUUGUCAGGGGCACCCAAUGGAUCUGUUCCUCAAAAUAUCUGUUCUUCAGGCACAUUUUUGCUGGCUGGGAGAUGUGAAAGAAAUAAUAGUCCUUGGAAGGAAAGUGUUGCUGGGUAAAAGAUAAUUCAGGGUGUCAGAGGGGAUUUGAAGUCUAGAAUAGCUGCUACGGGUUACUUGUAUGGGUUACUUACCACUCAAGAUCUGAAUUGUGCCCUAUGAAACUUCCCAGUAAGUCAGGUUGCAGGUUGUAAGGUUGCUGGCUGGGAACUUUUUCAUCAGUCUUGCUGGGAGUGAGGAACAGAUAAUUUUUUUCCAGCAAUCUCCCAAAAUGCUUAAAAUAGUCUCAGAAAGCUUUAUUCACGCUUUGUGGUUGUUUUUAGGUCUUUUUCUCAAAAUUUCCCGUUGGGUGCCCCUGUUUUGUAAGCUGCUCUGACAAAAUGUUGGCGAAAUUGCUAUAGCGAAGGUCCGAGAAUUUGUCAACAUCAGAGAACUCCUGGACUAGGAAAAGGCAAAAGCUCUGCCCGAGAAUACUGCGGUUAGGGUUAAAGACCCAGGGGCAGUCAGUAAGGUCGGGAGAAAAGGUGCUACGAAAGGUUUUCCUACUUGAAAACUUUCGUCGCUUCGUUUCUGACUGACUGCUGCGGAUGCGGAAUAGACCCAAUGUAAUGCGUCAGUCGUUACAUUAAAGCAUACAUCCUCCAAAUUUGGUCACCUCUAGCGGCCAUUAAGAAGUAGCCUUGGGAUUUAAGUCAAUCUGAAACGGAUAAUAAUUUUAAUACAAAAUAAUAAUUAAAAGUGAAAAACAAGGAAGAAAAAUAGUGAGCCGAAUUAAAAUUUCAGUCCUCAAAAACAGUUUAUUUUUAUCAUGAAGAAUGUCCAUAAUGUCUUUUUUUCUUUUUUAUGUCUUUUUAAAAGAAAAAGGUAAAGGAGGAAUAAAACCACGCAACAGUUCAAGAUCAGGAUUUUCGAGGCCUAGAGGGGGUCGAGGAACCUACUACAGAGGUGUUGGGAGUGAUCCGCACGCGGAAGGCCGGGGAAGAGGUCGUGAAGAACAGAGAGGUCGAGGAUCAGUUAACGACGGACAGAGGCGGUCACGUGGAAGAAGGGGUAAUUUCGUCCUCCUUCCUUUUCCCCCUAAAAAGUGAUUUGAGACCGUUUUUUUUCCGCCCUGACUGCUCAUUCCUGCCUCGGGAUGAAUUUGCGAGAAAGCGUGGCUUUUCUGUUGUGAACCUUAUGGCCUCAAUGCAUCUCUGAAUCGUCUUUUGAAUAUUUAAAACAAGCGACUAGGUUUUAACCAGGGGAAUGGUGAGUAUUAACCCGUCCCCUAACAUUUAAUAGUCGCACAUUAAUUUCCAACGUCGCUCAGGUGAUUUUGUGACUCGUUGUGGAGGCCCGGGCGAUAAACUCCAUAUCCAAGAUGAGUAAAUUGGCCCGUUUUAGGUUCCUUCGUAAAGCUUUUCGAAUAGACCUUUUUACCGAUACGGCGGCCAUAUUGAAUUAAUUCGUUUUAAGGAGUAUUAUAGGAUGCCCAGGGGGCAUGAGCACGUUUCGUUUGUAUUUUUGAGUGCCUUUCAGGACAUUUUUUCUUAAAGUUUUCUUAGAAUUAGAUUGUAAUGGAAAAAAAAGAUCCUUGUGCCGUGUUUGGAUGUAAUAAUGAUCGCCUUUUUCUAGUUUAGUAUUAGAAAUAUGGUCUUUCACUGUAUAUUUCUCGGGAAAAAGGCGAUCAUUAUUACAUCCAAACACGGCACAAGGAUCUUUCUUCCCAUUACAAUCUUAUUGUAAGAAAACGUUUAGAAAAAAUGACCCGAAAAGCGCUCGAAAAUACAAACGAAAUGUGCUCAUGCCCCUUGGGCAUCCUAUAAUACUCCUUAAAUCGAAUUAAUUCAAUAUGGCCGCCAUAUCGGUAAAAAGGUCUAUUAGCGCCACGUGAAAGGGGAGGUGCCGCUCGGUCCAAGGCAUCAUUUUUGGUAUCGUGGUCCUUUAUAGGCUAGUUAAAUCUCACAGGAUGUAAACCGUUUCUAUAACCUGAACGACCCGUUCAAUGUUAACUUUUAAGUUAACUUGAACAAAAUAGCCCACUAUGUGUGCUACAGUAUUUGGUAAAAGAGAAAGGAGGUAAUUUAUCAUUUUGUUGAACAGAUGCAGCUUCUCGUGGAUUCAUAUUGGACACUCGAUAUGAGCCAAACAAACUUUAUGUUUUGGGUUUAAACAAAAUAACCACCAAAGAUGGUUUAAAGAUGUUCAUGGAGAGAAUCAGUGAGUGUGAUGUCAAACAUAUCCUUUGGUUUAAGCCAAAAGGAAAGGCCAUUGUGACACUGAAUCGUCCAAUUUCAGGUGCGUAUGUGGUCGCUGAUUUCAAGGUUAUCAACGAUAAGUUUCUGGGAUUCUUACUUUUUGUAGCCUGCAAAAAAAACGUUAGUAUAAUCUGCAGAAUUGUCGUCAUUUUUUGGCGUUUUUCAGGUGAGCGAGGGUAAGCGCGAGGCUGGCGUGGAACGUCAGUAUGCGCCACAGUUUUUCGCCUUCCCUCCGUCCCUCCUGUUUGGUGGUCCAUGCCCGCCCCGUGCUUGCCCUUGCUCGCCUGAAAAACGCAAAAAUAACGGCAGUUAAUUCUGCAGAUUAUAUAAAAAGAGAUUUGAAGAGCAUCGAAAAUGGAAAUCAAAUACAUACAGUGAAGGAACCAAAGUGACAAGAAAGUUUGUUUUAAAACGUGCCAACCGCCAACUACCGCGAUAAUAAUAUUAUUCAAUCAAUGAUUGCGCAUACUGACCUCCAAACUGGUUCGAUUCCUGACCGGACUAACACGCAAAGGUUUUACGUAACUGAGGAUAGUAGAAGGUAAAUAAAUGCCUUUGUUUGCAUCUGCAGUGGUUUAAUAGACCUUCUACGGUCUUCAUGAUCACCUUCACGAUAUGCUUGUUCUGGGACUUAAAAAGAAAAGGAAGAAACACUAAGCCGGACAUAGCAACCUUUGGCAGUGAUUCCCCUUAAGUAGUGGGUAGAGAUGUUUUACUCCUUUUUGGGGGAUUUAAUUAACUUUUUGAGUGGUAUAAGUUAACGCCGAUGACGUCAUGCAUCUUAUUAAGAUAGGAUGGUGUCAGAAUACCCUAGGAGUUGACUUCAUCAAAAAGCAUUGAAAUCAUAAUCUAUAAAUAGAAAAGUGAUAUCAUGUCCCUACUUGGUCAUGAUGGUGCCAUAAUUUAUUCAGGGUAACUUGAUAUCAUGGUUUAUUUUAACCAGUCACUGAUUGGUUGGUGUAGAAUAAACAAAAAAAGACACAGAGGUAAACUGAAAAAUCCUUUUUUCAAUUUUGAUUUGCCAGUAACAAAACCUUUCUCCCAAUUGCAAGUCCAGGUAUUUGGUGAUCUGGCAUCUGAUUAGCAUUUGAUUCGCUUUCACGUGCAUUACGUGUGUUCUCACUUAUUAAGUAGAUUAAGUCUUGGUUCUAAGCCUUUGUGAAUUUUAUGCAAAUUUUCCAAAAUCGUUGUUAAAGACAACCUCCAGGAAUAAUUAAUGGUAAGGUAAAAUAACCUUCAAAAAGCUAGAAAAAGGAAAUCCAAAUUCCCAGGUCACGUGAUGGACCGCGUUCUCCUCUGAUCGAAAAUUGCAACCAACGAUUCCCACCACUUGCUAAACGUGUAGCUCCAGUUUCUCUUAAUCAAAAACUUUGACACUACAAAGUGUCUACGAAAUCAGCUCGGAAUGGUUGGAAUCUUCGCACUUUGUUGGUGCAAUUGGUCCUCACUGACUAGUGCCAGUCCUCCGCUAACUAAAAUUGUCGUUAGGACGAAGAAAAAAUGACUUCGUCUCAUUCCAAUCGUUUUUACAAGAAGACUAUCAGUAGCCACUGUUUGGACCUACGAAAGGACAACGGUUUGCUUUCUACGUUGUGGGCAUUUCGAGCCAAGGGAUUUCUCGAUAAAAUAGGGCGUGCCUCGUCACGUAAUGCAGUUAUAAACAAUUUUUAGAAUGAAAUUUGAAGUUUUUCUAUUGAAGACCAACUGAGCCUAAAAAACAGAAUUGUUAGGAAUACAUCACAGAACACAUCAAGGAAAAUUAACGGAUUUUUGGAUACGUAACUACAAGAGACGCUCGGAGGCCAGGAAAAACCCCUACAAAAAACCCGCGAGAGAUGCGAAAAAUAGAGGAAACCUGGGUAGGAACAAGGCCAAAAAAAACCUCCACGACCUUCUUACGAAGCCGAAAAAAUAACAAUAAUAAACGAAAAUACACACAUCAUAUAUAUAGAUAAAUUCACUGAACGUAGAUCAAACUACAAUAGAGUUAAGCGCUAUUUUUAAAAUCAAUCAACUGAUUUUUAAUAAAUCCUAAAUACAUAUAAAAUUUAAAUUACACGCAGAAAAGGAGACGUAAACGACCGAGAAUGACUCGCAUACUAAACAGCCAUAUUUAUACCAGAAUACAAAUACCUCUUAGCACGUAUUAAAACAACAAUUGCAUUGAGAAAUACUGGAGACACGGGGUAAGUAAAAAAUAAUGCAUAGUGUAAAAAAGAACUAGAUUGCCUUUUUUGGUCUACUUAAUAGUAUAUUUCUUUAAAAUCACAAAGUAUUUUUUCUUUUUGCAAUUAUUACAGGGUCAUAAAGUUGAUUUCCUGUGUCUUUAAAAGAAACGUGUCCGGUUUUAUUGCGAGCAUUUAUUAGUCCCACGUUUCAAUUAAUCCUUCCUAAUUUUUUUUUAUUAUUAUUGUUUUGUGUUUUAUGGUAACAUGUAAGGCUGUCCCUUGGGUCUAAGGGACUGUUUACGUGGAGAUGGGGACCCCAAGUAGGUGAGGUAACCCGCUUAGGUGGGGUAACCCGCCUGUCCGCAUAAUCUCUCAUUUAAAUUUGAUCACGUUGACAUGUUAGGUGGGGUGACCCGCCACAUAUUACCUCUACUACGUGGGGUUCCCCACUUCCAUGUAAGCAGGCCCUAACUUUAGAGCCAAUUUGUGUGCAAAUGUCAGCACAUUGUUGUUCUUCACGUUCGAAUUUCUAUGCAAAUGUGCAUUGUUAACUCGCAUAACUAACCGACUAACGGCGCGUGAAACAAGACCCCCUUCAGGAGUUUGUCAUUUCCCCGGGAUAGAAUGGAGAAAACGGUGAGCAGAAUAUGGCCCGUAAGUCCUUUUCGUCCAUGACGUCAUCGGCGUUAAUUUAUACCACUUAAAAAGUGACUUAAAUCCCUACCCCACUACUUCCUUAGUGUCUGUUCCUGGGCCACACUAUAUAAAUUGGAGGCCAGCCCCGUCGUUAUUGUGAUGGUCUUCGCACGCCAAUGUGGUUAAUUUAGUUUUAAAAAUAAACUUUUCCAGGUUUUGUAGCUUAGUGUGAUUGCAAUUUAUUCUUUCAGGUUAUAAAUUUGAUAAAAUUCGCGAAGAGGCUAAGAAUAGGAAGCUGGACUAUGAGUUCGUGUUAAUUGAAAGAGCACCGGUGUGCAAGAGCAUCUUCGUGAAAGGAAUUCCAGAGGACACUCCCCAAGAGACUAUUGAAAAGUAUUUUGAUAAGUUUGGUGUGGUGGAAAAGUUGGUGUCUAACACAACAGAGGUCAAAGCGAAAGAGCAAAGAGCGAUCUUGUAUUUCAAGAAAGAGAAAAGUAAGAUUUUUUUUAAUUUCUUCAUACUAACCUCUUUCCUACUGUUUUAUAAACAUGUCGGUAAAGUGAAGGCAGGCGAUCGUGAUAGUGUUUCUAGGGAAAAAGCCGAGGUUAGGCCUAGGCCGAAACGUCAAACUUUUCCUGAGACGAACCAAACUCUAAUUUGGGUCGACCUAUAUUAAGUUUUAAAAGAUCGAACUUAGGAUGUGUCGAACCAAUCCACUCUUGAAUCAGACCAAAAAGCAAUCUAGCCAGCUAGCGGGUUUUCAGUAAUAGUUUUUCUCCCGAACGAGGCUAAAAGAUACAUUUCAUACAAAUUUCUCAAUUUAUUAGUUCGGUUCGUCGUAUGUGAAUAUCGACGUUUGCCCCACCCGGAGAUCUUUAUUGGACGUUCUAUCCGUCUGAUAAGUAGACGGCUGGCCGGGACGUGUUGGACGCUCUAAACUCAUUUAGAGAAACUUAACAGAGCCAUACGUCGAACUUUUCAUGAACUUAACUUACUAAGUUUGGUUCGCACCAUGAAAAGUUCGUCAUUCGGUCUAGCCCUUACAUCGUGGAUGAGAAUUAAAACUUUCAUUUCAUAACUUUACUCCAGAAAUUCGGCAUACAGGGAAGUAAUAUCAGACUUUAAAAGGGCAAAUGUAAGAAAAUGUUAGAAAGUAAUCACCUCACUUCCCGAGGGUUACUGGAUCACUACCGUUUGACUUUUAAUUGCUUGUUUACAUCUGAGUCAUUAUGAAUUAUAGGAUCGGGGACAGCAACACCAACGUCAAAAAAAGCCAAAGGUUUUAAUACUACUAAAAACAGUAAUUUUGCUCUUGCGUUAAACCUUUUGGCUUAUUCCUUUGCUAUCACUGCACGAUCGAUCUUUAUGCGUCGUUUCAGGAUAACUUUUCUUUAGUUGACCCAAAGUGCAGCAAUACAGAGUUGCAUAUAAAACGCGAUGUGGCUUGUUACCAGCCGUGCACUUAAAUUAUUGCGUAAUAAUUAAUUAUAUAGCAGCAACUUGUCAUAGAAAGUAAAAGAACCUUCUACUUUGCGCAAGAAAAAUUAAAGAUAUACUGUGUGGGACAAGUUGCUUGCGCGUGUGAUAAAACUAAGUUAAACAUGCUGCAACUGAUGGUGCGCGAAAAGUUGCCCGUAUUACCGCAUCGUCAACCGCUUUGAAAUGGCGCCAAACAUUUUCGUGUAUACAACCCACAUACAGAGUACAUUUUCAUCUUAAUUAAAUACCGGGGGGUACUCCUGGGAAUUCUUGGUGGGGGUGUGCCGCCAGGUUCGUCAAACCCUGACCCGAUUUCAGACCAAAACGUGUUCAGAUUUUCCACACCCGUUUUCAGACGGGACCUCUUUCAGACCUGGACUUUAGGCAGAAAUUAUGUUAUCAUUACUUAUUAGGUAAGAGCGCAAGCAAAAAAAUUCUUCAAAUCCAUUUCGAAUUCGCAUAUUUCUCUUUCUUUCUUACUCAUUUGGAAUUGAAACGAUAGGUACGGUAAAACACUCUCGUAGUUGCCUAGAAAACCAUACCCGAUUCCAGACCAAAAUGGACAAAGUGUUUACCCAUUUUCAGACCAAAACGGCGCAAAAACCCUACCCGGUGGGGCUGCACAUACCUAUAUAGCUCAUAUAAGGGAGUACCCCCCGGAUUAAAUAUCGACUUUCUUCUUUUCUAAAGGUGUGAAGAACAUCGUAGAGAAGGAUCACUUCCUUGCUGAUAAAGUUCACUUGCACGUGGAGAGGUAUUACCCUUUUAUGGGUACAGUAGAACCCGUUGACGAUAAAGGGCCACGAUAUGCCCCAGACGCAGAGAUGCUAGUGACUGAACUCCCAUAUUUUCGCAUGGAUGUGGAUAUGGAUAUUAUCGAAUAUGUGACCAGCAAGUGUAAUCAAGGUUUAGAACUCAAAGACCGACUAUCCCGUGAGCAUGCACACAUCAAUUUGACCAACAGAGAUGGGUAUGUUCUUAUCAAAUACAGCUCUAGAGGCCAGAAGCCAGAUGGAGAUUUUGAUGAAGAUGAAUGGGAAAGACGUUGUCUUGAGAUUAUAACUAACUUCCUGGAGCGUUUCGCAGUGAGAGACAUUCCAGUCGAUAAAGAUAUAUGGGAGCCAGUUAUUGACCAGCUUCCUCAAAUUGAAAUGAUGUUUCCAAGUUUUUCUGCCCAAGUAAAAAAGUUUGAAGAUUUGAAAGGGUUAAGAUUAAUCUGCCUCAAAAAAGAUUUGCCCAAGUUUGAGGAAAAAGUUCAACGUCGGCUUGCAGAAAUCGCGCAAGUAGAGCUGGAUAAAACACUUGAACAAAAAACUUUGACAGAUAUACCCAACGAAAAACUUCAGCUUUUUAAGAAUGCUGAAAUAGAGCAUAUGCUUAAGAAAGAUGUCCAUCAAGAUGUGAAAGCUGAAAUCGAUUUGAGCAAAAGAAGUAUUUUCUUGAAGACUCCCAAAGAUCAUAUGCUUUCAACCACAGCCUAUCUUCGCAAACGCCUAGAGGAAAUCGACCAAAAUUCAUUUUCAAGUCCUCCAGAAAUAAUAGAAAUUUUGAAGACAAAAGUCGGAAAAAGAAAGCUGAAUGAUGCAUUAAAGGACGCGACAGCUGAAGGGUGCGCCUUCAAUGUUGACGAAAAAAAAAAUGCAGUUCUCUUUCUGGGGAGAACUCUCUCAGAUACCCUGAAGGGCCUUGAACUAGCCAGAAAGGUACUUGUUACUGGCAAGCUUGACUUAAAAGACAGUGAUAACGAGUUACUGCUAUCUUCGAAAUGGGAUAAUCUUCGUCGUGAUUUGGAAAAGAGCCUAAAAAUUCGGUGUGAGAGACGAUUGACGGAAUUUCACGUAUUUGGAAUGCAAAAAGAUGUGGAAAAAGCUUUAAAGAAAAUGAGAGACAUUUUAAAUGAAAAGAAAGCAACGGAAGGUGAAUUUAGAUUCGAUUCACCGGCGUAUAAAAGAUUAUUCCACGACUUUCACAAGCAUGAAAUAACAAAACUCGAAGAAGACCUUUCGAAGUUUUCAGUCAAAGUAACGUCCAACGAACGUGGAGAUUUAUUCUUCACGGGGACAGCUGAAGGUGUAAAAGAGAUCAAGGACAAGUUCAAGGCCUUUCAAGACGAAAUAAUCGAAAAGCAUUUCUACAUUUCCUUGCCAGGAAUGAGGAGUUUCUUGGCGAAAAACAAAGGUGAACUUGUCGGGACUGUGGAACGGGAAAACAAAUGUGUCAUCGAAAUUGAAGAAGUCUGCGAAGAACAUCUGGAUGAACAAGUCGAUAGCGAUGACAUGUCCAGCCUCGAUACGGACAACGAGAACGAGGGCUUCGAUGAAGAUGAUGAAACAUUUAGGACUCUAGAGGGAAAGAGAAUAAUCUACAAAAGAGGAAAAAUAGAGGAAGAGGAGGUAUGCGUUUUUUUGGUAUUGAUUUCGAUUAACCGUCUCUCUGUUUACGGAAUCUACGAGCCUUUUCAUAUGAUAUGGUGACGACUGGUGAAAACGCACCGUGACUGACGCGUUUCAUACUUUUAAGGGAACACGCUGAAGUGCGUUUUGUCACGCUGAAGUGCGUUUUGUCACACUGAAGUACGUUUUGUCACGCUGAAGUGCGUUUUGUCUAGUUUGAAACACGAGACGUAACUCGAAUAGUUCUACACUGAACAAACUAAUAGUUCCCUCGAAUUUCCCUCGCGAAACAUUAAGACCCUCGGGAAAACAAAACUAACCGUGUUUCCCUUGGCACAUGAUAUCAAGUAGCCUGCGUGCAGACGAUAACUAAACUCUGAUUAGUACCGUCUGCGAAGCAGCGCAGAGAUCCUUGUUCUGGACCCCCAACCGACUCAAUGAAUUACCGGAAGUGCAUUUCGAAUUUCCCUUCAACCUGAUUGCUCAUUAUCAGUCUUGCGACAAACAAAACAAAGGUCUUUUUUAACUGGCCAAUCGUGGUGCGUACUCAAAUCUGGCGACACAGCUGGAAGUCCAGAACAAGGAUUUCGGCGCUGUUUCGCAGACGGAGUUAACCAGAGUUUAAUUUCGUCUGCGCGCAGGCUAGAUAUCAAGUCCUAGUGGUCUAUUAUCAAUGCUGCGUUAUGAUUGGUUGAUCUACUACUAAGUUAUAUCUUAUAGCCCACUAGUAGCGAAAAGUGGCGGUUUUGAAAACCAAAACAAUGGCGGCUGAAUCGCGUUUUGCUAGCUAAAGUUGUUUGUCUCGAUAUUUUUGACCAACUAAUUGGAUUUUACUAAAACAAUUAUUCCUCUCGCCCGCAUGGCUUCUGAGUCAAUAGCCCAUUCGGCCUUCGGCUUCAUGGGCUAUUGAUUCAGAGCCCAUUCAGACUAGAGGAAUAAUUGUUAAUUAUUUUUCUUUCAUAAACAGGCGGAUGUGCUGGUUUGCUCAGUCGGUUCAAACUUGAAUUUGUCAAUUGGAACGCUAGCACGUGCCAUGAGCAAGGCCGCUGGUCCAGCUUUAAAAGAAGCGCUUCUUAAGGAAACGAGUAUCAUGAGACCAGGGGGAAUUGUUCAUACGUCGAGCGUAGGAAACUUGCCAUGCCGUCACGUGGUGUUCUGUGUGUGUUGUCCUUGGGAUGAAGGGUUAAGUGAUGAAAAAGAGGUAGGAAUAAUACAAAGCUCUUUAACAUCAUCGAUUAUUAAUGGUUUUUUUCGACGUCCAAGUAGAGUGGCAUAAACAAUGAUGUACUUAGGCUUAAGACAUUUAAUUAGCUCCGUACUUAGUAAUUAACAGACAAAUUUGUAAUUUAUAUAUGAGAGCAUGGUUUUUUUCUUUCUAAACCUAAAUUUGAAACUAACUUAGCCUUUACUACUUUCGUCUUCAGUUCAAGCAAAAAUAAUGUUGUCUUAGAAAUGUAAUUCCUUAAUUUUUAGCAGAAGCUGUAAAUUAAUAUUAAUUUGUAAGGAACUCUGACUACCAGCAAAAUAUUUCCUAUAGUUUUCACCUCAUAAUAGUGCAUCCCUCCCGCGAUACCAUGCGCGUUGAGCAACCUGAAGAACUAACACUUUUUUGAAUGACAUGAGGUCAGACUAAUUUUCUUUUAAUCUCGUUGUAUUGCCAUUAAAAUUAAAAGGAGUGACAGAAUAAGCCUUUUUCAGUUUUGCAUCCUUUGGGCAAAACCUUGAGAUUUCGACUUUUUUCGGUCUGUAUAUAGAGACCCUUUGGGACGAAGCAUAUAGUGUUUAGACGGUUUAACGGCAUGGACGCGACACUUUGCUUUUUACAGUGUUGAAAGUCGUCUGACUUAAAACUAAAGAGGGCCUCUUUAGUUUUAAGUCAGACUAGCUAAGUUUUACAUUAAAACCAGUAGCACUCACUGUCAUAUCAUUUCUUGGAGCUUUUCAAUGACCCGUUAAGUUGUUGUUGUUGUUGUUGUUGUUUUUUUUUUUCCUUUUAAAGAUUCUUCAGACGUUGGUAAGGAAGUGUUUUGACAAAGCGUUGGAGCUAGGGUCGUGUUCCAUUGCUUUACCACUCAUUGGUACCGGUAAUCUCCGUUUCCCGUAUGAUAUUGCCGUUCAGGUCAUGGUGGAUGAAGCCCUCAGCCACAGCAAAAGUUACCCCAACUCACCCAUAGAAGAGGUUAAAUUCGUUGUACACAAGGAAGAUAAAUCUGGGUUGUUAGCCUUCGAGGAGAAAUUUAGGGAUAUAAAGAAAGACCCUGAACGAGAAAGAUUUGUGCUUCCCGGAAACCCCUUGACCAGGCACUUACAUUGUAACAAAGUUGAAGCGCCGACUCUAACAGGACCGAGAUGUACGAGAGCCUAUAUAGGUGACACAGCUGUGGAAAUAGCACGUGGAGACAUUACCAAGGAGUCCUCAGAGGGCAUAAUCAGUGUUAUAGGCGAAGAUCUUCAACUGAAAAACGGUGUGUUGAGUGCGGCCAUAGCUGAUGCCAGCGGUAGUGAGGUCCAAGAGGAGCUGACAGCGUUUAUAUCCCAAGUGUCUAAAACGGUUUUGAGAACUUCUGCUGGACACUUGCCAGCCAAAUGGAUUGUUCACAUGGUCGUACAAUCAGGAAACAAACAACACCUCCAAGCUUGUGUCCAAUCAGCUCUUCAGGAAGUCCAUUCCAUGGAAUUGAAGUCGAUUUCUAUUCCUGCGAUUGGUAUCGGUGGGCUAGGCUUAAGUUCACAAGAAUCGGCAGAAGUGGUUUUGGGUUCAAUCUACUCCUUCUUGAUGACAGUGGGCCCUCCCAUCACUGUUCGAGAAAUAAGAGUUGUUGUCCUCGAUGAUGAGUCAGUAGAAGAGGCGUUUGCUUGUACCCUCCAACAGAUGACUUCCGAGUCCAGUAAAAGCUACAGCUCCCCGGCUCAAGGCGAUAAAGAAGAAGAGGCAGUCGGAACUAAAAGAAUAAUAGAGGGCUGUCGACACAAGGUGGUGGUGUAUCGACGACACGAGGUUUGUGAAGAUGCCAUAGUGGCUCUAGAGGCCGGUGUAAAUAAAGAAUGUCAAUCUGUUGACUUCAGCGAAGAUGCCAUACACCGUUUACCAAAACGGUGCAUCAAGGAAUUGAGGCGAAAGGGGCGUGAGGAAGAUGUUAGUCUUGAUUUUUCCCGACCAGGGACUAUCGCCUUAAAAGGAUUUCCAUCUGAUGUCCUGAAAAUGCACGGAGAAGUUUUCAAAGUGGUUCAAGAUCAGAUUAAGGAGGAACAUCAACUGGAACGCGCUCAAAUGACGUCGCGAAAUGUUCAGUGGUGUUACCUGAGUGUAAGUGGGAAACACGAACCAUUUGAAAUGAUGGCGAAUUAUGACAUAGAAACAGCGUCUCAGUCCAAGCAACCUUCUGUCUCUUUCACGCAUAAACAUUUAAAGGCUGAAAUUAUAUUUGACCUUCACCAAGUCAAGUUUCUGAAAACGGGGGCAGUAAAGAAGAUCUUUCGGAAAGAAGGCAAGUGUUAUUAGGUUAUAGAUUUUACAGUUUGUAUAUGUCUGUGAGCUCCGUUCCCGGGCCCUAAGCAAAGGUCUGUUUUCGGUAAACAAAUGUUGAAUAAAUCAAGAAUCUAAAGAAAAUAAAAUCUCUUCGUAAAUUAAAAAAAUGAUAUUAAGAUUAAAUCACAGUGAAUCAAGUAACUUUUACAAGUUCGAACUUUUUCGUUGAACUACAGUCAUCGAAUGGCACAUUACGUUGUUCGGCCCUGCAGAAGUCUGUGCUAUAGGUAACGUGUCCAUGAAAGGUGAAAUUAUGUUUGUCAAUGUAAACAGUCAUAGGAAAAUGCACUUUCUUUUCUUUGAUUUAGUUAUUCCCCUUCCCCCUGAGUGGGAUAGCCAUCCCCUGGAUCAAAAAGGACGGGAAAAGAGGCUUCAUCUAGUCCUUCUUGAGGAAAAGUCGUCCGAGUACCAGGGAGUUGAGCGCAUGUUUAUGCAAUCUUUGGCGAACGAAAAGGUAUGUAUUAACUGAGUCCAUACUGCCAUUGAAAUUAGAGUCCUGGUCAGUCGGUGAUUUGCGAGGUUUUAAAGUUGUCGGCACUCUCAGGGUAUACAAAGGGCGAAUUCGUUCUCAAAUCAUUGACCUAAAUUUUGCACCCCAUUUUUUCCCUUUGUUUUAAAGGUGAGUCUCAUAAGUAUUCAGAGGGUCCAGAACCCACCAAUAUACCGUUCCUAUACGAUGAAAAAGCAAAGUAUGGCAGAGAAGAAUGGAAACCACAAAAACGAAAGUUAUCUGUUUCAUGGAACAGGAUAUCACAAUGUGAAGGACAUCUGUGCUCACGGAUUUAACCGGAGCUUCUGUGGAAGUAAUGGUAAGACUACACCAGUUCCUCCUUAAAAAUAGGUAGCUUUCGAUAACAUUAACGUAGGCUUCCUUAGGGAGAAAUGGGCUCCCUUCAAACACUGCCCUUGAGAAAAAUAACUUGAACUAAGGCUCAAAGGCAGCAACCUCUUAGGUUUCUCUCUUUUUUUCCCCUUUUGUUUCUUUGUAAUUAGAUUUAUUACUUUCUAAAAAAAUUGUAUAAUAUUCUAUUCUAGCGUUAGACUGUAAAGUAAAGAGUUCAUGUCUGUCUGUCAUACAAAAAGUAAUGCUAGGGUUUGGAAGAAAGAACCACAGAAACUGUUGAAUUGACAAUUAUGGCUAAUGUGUAUAAAGUUUGUGGGCUAUGACUGGACUAAGAGUACGUCAUAUGCGAUGCUGCUACAAUCACUUGCGAUUUGAGAUGUUUCUGAAGAAAAUAGGAGUACAUCAGCUAAAAGAAAAGUGAAUGAGAAGCAUCUGAAAGACAUAAAGGUAUUUGUUCAAAUUAAGGGAGACAGCGCUGAUGCAAGCAGUCGAAUGAAAAAACAAAACAUUAAGCCCCCAAGGGGUAAUGCAAGCACGUUUCGGGGGAAACUUAAUUAAAAGUGUUGUUUAAUUAAGAAACGGUCCAGAUAAGAACGAUAGCAACAACGGCAACGAACAUGUUGGAUUGCAAAAAAGGUGCUAACUUUUCCAUUGUCUGUACUUACUUCUGACUGGCUUAAACAGCAAGCGUUAACAAAACUUCAUAAAGCAGUACAUAUAUUCAUCCUUACUCUCCAACCAUCUUCCAUAUAACAAAAUCUGGUCUCAGUUUGAGUAACAAAGAAAUCCUAUGUGGGGAACAUGUAAAAUUGUAAACUUUUCUUGGCUAUUGUUUUCAACUCUUGUGAUUGGUCAAAAUCUUUUAACACAAAAAAACACCCUUUCAAAGUGGAGUGUAAAUGCAUUUUAUUAAGUAAACGGUCUUCAUGUAGGUUUAUGCAUUCUCUGUGUAAAAAUGAGAACAUUCCUAUUUGGAGAAAGCACUGUUGCCGCAUAACAAAAGAAAUUGCUAUCCACCUUACCCGGAUCAUUACUUAAUUUAGUGAAGAUGAUGGUAUCCGGUCAUUUCUCUAUAAAAACCUGAAUGUAAAGGGGAAAAGCUCAGGAACAUAAAGUUGGAGGUCAUGAAAUCGAAGAUCGUUGAACAAAUUUAGGCUUCAAGCUUGUGAAUAAAUUCCAUAUCGGAUCAUUCAACAUGAAGUUUUAGAGUUGUGAUUAAGAAGUACAUUCUUCUAUUUGAUAUCAAAGGGGUAGGGAAGAGGGGUGUAAUAACAAUAAAGUGGGAGAUUUAAUAGGGAGGGGGGCUUAAUAGAGAAUUUAUGGUAUUUUGGUUCUGGAUAGGCCAUUUGCACUAAGAGGACAGGUGACAUCGUUUUUAUAAAAAUGAAAGUUAUAUGAUUUUUCUUUGUAAAAACGAUUAGUGGGUCAUAUCUCUAACAAAAUAAUAGUGAUUAGGUUUUUCAAACCUGCACCAUUUUCUUAAAAUGAUUAAGUUCUUUGCUGGUCACGUGACCAAAAUGUGAUUUUAAAAUUAUGAAUUACCUAUUUCUAAACACAAAUUUUGCACUUAGACUUCAAGGAAAAUGUUGAAAAGUUGAUGUGGGAACGUUUACAGCACAUCUGAGCGUAACUAUCAAACUUUUAACAAGAUCUAAGCAAAAAGUAGUUUUGGCCGCCAUGUUGGAGGGCAAGAGUAUGCCCUCCAACAUGGCGGCCAAUACAACUGAUACUACUUAGUUGAAAGAUCAAAGAACCACAAAAUAUCUCCCUUAAAUACUUUUCCUCUCAAAUUUCGGGUGUAAGAUAAUUAUUAUAUGCUCUGUCAAUUUUUGGCAUCAACAAGAUUCCAACCCAUUGUUUAACCCUUUAAGCUCCAAGAGUGAUCAGCAUCAAAUUUGUCCUUGUAAUAUCAAUGCUUUGUAAAACAGAGUGGUCAUGAGAAUUACGGACAUGAUCACACAAGAUGAAUUUCCUUGAUAUUUUAUCAACUUCUCGCCUUUACUUCUGCAGGAAAUGAAUAGCAGCAACAAAUGAGAAUUCAAAUUUUGAUCUUAGGGGCUUAAAGGGUUAAAGGAAGCAUUGGUCACUUGACCUCUUAGUGCAAGUUGCCUAUUGACGCUCAUUCGAAAAAAUCUUGUUAAAGAGUGAUAUUUUUUCCUACUACUUGUUUCAUUGGGUUUUGUUUAAGGCCAGAGAGAUAUAGGUACCUGGGUGGUCGAAUUAUCCAUGGAGUUGAGAGCUGUGUCUUUCAAACAAAGGAAAUCUCGAUGUGAUGCCGGGAGAUCUCGAUAUGGUUUUUAACUAAAGAAGCUGCAUCAAAAUGUCAUUCAUACUAACGGUCUACCAAAAUUUUCUUACGCACGAACAUUUCAUUUUUACUGAGUACAAGUUCAUUCUAUUUCUUAUAGGAGUUAGUUAUGGAGAAGGCGUGUAUUUUGCAACCGAAGCUUCUUACUCUCUCUCAUUCUCAAAGCCGCCGAACUCUAAAGGUGAAUGCUGCAUGUUUCUCGCAAAGGUACUAUCUGGCAAGUAUGCAACUGGAAAAGAAUGUAUGAAGACACCACCUCCGAUAGACCCCAACAAAGGCGAACUUCUCUAUGACUCAGUCGUGAACUCUACUGAUGAUCCGACUGUCUUUGUGGUAUUCCAAGAUGACCAGUGUUAUCCCGAAUACCUAAUCACUUUUGAGUGCUUAUCUAGUUAUUACUAAGAAGCCCAGAGGCAUAGCGUCAAAUUAGAUAAAAUACUCACUACAGCUGAAUAUUAAUACCACAGGUAGCCCAAGCUUGAAAUAUGAUGAGCGUGGGCACAGGUCUAUCCUUCAGCAGGAAUUAAAGCUAUAAAGAAGGAUUUUUUAUUGGGAAAAAUGAUUGUUUACGAAAACUAAAUAUAUCAAAGAGAUUUAUAUUAAAAACGACUUACCCUACAGAAGUUGUGUGCUUCUUAUUCUUUGCGUGUUUUCGCCGAACCGAUUUAUGGCCAUUUUCUUGGUUUCAGUAGAUCCGGUUUGCUCAGUCGAUGCAUUCAAACCCAUAAAUCGCCAUGGGUGUUUAUUUUUUUAAAUUCAUAUCUCGGUCAUAUUAUUUGUAGGUUUCAGGAACAGUCAUUGAAUUGUUUUCCUCUUAAAGAUCUUUAUAUUUUCGAACUGAGUUUUAACUCGGUGUCGAUGCUCAUAUUUCGAGCUUGGUACUCCACUGAAUAUCUGAUCUUAACUCAAUUGUGCGUAAGUGCGCGCUAGUUUGCAUUGUAAACGUACUGAUUUAGCAACGUAUCGUAGUUCAAGUUUCAGAUCGAUUCAGACCGCAUCCGGCUUUUACUUGGUAUAAAUUAUUAUUUGUGAAUCAAUUUCAUGUUAGCCUACAACCAAUUUUUUAGCAGUUUGGUAUUUUACAUAUAGUUGGAGCACCAGUAGGUACAUAGCAUAAAUUAUUGUACAUAAUUUUCUUUAAACUAAAUCGAUUCAGUUAAACAUGACCGCACUCGAUGCAUAAUACAGAUAUCGUGAAAUUAUUGUACGAUUCACCACUUAAUAUAUAAGAAUUUUGGAACAGUUUAUUCAUUGUCGGUUAGCAUUUACUCACUUAGGGUAGAUAUUUGGAUUAGGGAGGGGUGGGUAGGAAGUUUCUCAGACCACCACUUCGGCCAGACUGCCGCCUCGUUAACCGCGGGCGUCAUAAAAUUGGCUUAAAGGAAAGGACUUCGUGGUGAAAUCAAAAGGGGCCCUUAGUUAUGGUGACGUAUUGCUUCAGGGGCCUUUUCUCAACCCAGGUGUGGCAGUGUUGUUAUAUCAAAUCUUAUGCAUGAUGUCCAUAACAAUAUGAUGGUACCUUCUGGCAUUUUAAAUCUAUUUCAAGAAUUAGCUGCCACUACUACAAUACAACAGCAUCGGCUUCAGGAAAUUUUUAUGUUAACAGAUCCGAUCUAGACAUUGAUUAUAUAAACUGCAACUCCCAAAGAAUAAGUUCGAAAAAACACUCCGCAAAUUACUUUUUGAUAUUCUGAAUUCAGAAUAUUGAUACGCCCACCUUAAUUAAAAAGGUAAAAUUAGCCAAAAAUGUCGAAAAAAAAAUUCUUGCUUAUUAGUUUCUACUAUUACAAUUUAUUUGUUUAAUUCUUUUUCCUUUAGUCCGUUAUCUAGUCCACAUCCAUAUUACGAUUUCUAUUUCAUUUAUUUGUAACUAACUGUAAACUUUCCUUAGUUAAUAGCCUUAGCCUUUAUUUCUUAUAUUUUGCACGCAUUGUCCCGCCUCGAAUAGCCUUGCUAACUGCUGGC
Messenger RNA from Porites lobata, 18701 nucleotides. NCBI's taxonomy places the organism in Eukaryota, Metazoa, Cnidaria, Anthozoa, Scleractinia, Poritidae. The record is from the annotation of a GenBank genome assembly.